Haemonchus placei is the source of this 1050-nucleotide messenger RNA. NCBI's taxonomy places the organism in Eukaryota, Metazoa, Nematoda, Chromadorea, Rhabditida, Trichostrongylidae. The record is from the annotation of a GenBank genome assembly.
AUGCUGACGUCUUCUCUCGUCAUCAAUACGAUAUUCGGCAGCUGCACGGCGGGAAAAGACCACAUAUACACCAUGGAUGACCCACCCGCAAAAAUCCGUCCGUAUAGAGUACCCGUUAAAUAUCGCGAGAAGGUUAAGAAACACAUCAACCUGAUACUAAAAGCAGGGGUCAUGGAAGGAUUCCAAACUCAUUGGGUCCACAAUUUAGUAGUGAUUAGCAAAAAAGAAACAUCUUUCGGGUAUGCCUCGACACGAGACGUCCAAUCAGAGAAGUGCCCUAAAACACUUCCAGACCCAUGUCCUAUCCCACGUGUUGACGACGUUCUCGAGAAGAUCAGCGGUAAUAUACUUCUAUACUACAUUGGAUCUCGCCAGCGGUUAUUUGCAACUCACGAAGAAGGCAGCUAUAAACGCGGAGCCGUUACCGAGAAUAAGAUCGACCAAAUGACCCACCUCCCCUCUGACCUAAAGUUGGCCAGUAGUUAUUCGUUACGCAUAAUGUCCAAAGUCUUAGGCGGCUUAAAGUGCAACGUACUUACCUACAUAGACGACACACUCCACCUCAUUGACAAGGACCCAUAUUCACCCGCCGAAGGCAGCACGCGAGCGGUUCGCGAAUUCCCUACUCCCACCAACACUAAGGAGGUGAAACGGUUCCUAGGCACGGUCGGGUUUUCCCGUAAAUUCAUCCCCAAUUCUGCGAACAAAGCAGAACCGCUCACUAGGCUAACCACAAAAGCAACAAAUUCCAAUGGUUACUUCAACUACAACAAACCUUUUCACAUCUUCACAAACGCCAGCUCUGUUGCACAAGCAGGCGCUCUUAUGCAGGAAGAACAACACGGUUCCAAUAAGUUCUACGCCAUAGCUUACUGUAGCCGCACGUUAAGAGAAACAGAACGCCGAUGGCCAGCCGCUCAUAUAGAAUUAGGUGCUGUUGCUGAAUUGUUUUCUUUACCUCUUAACGAGGUUUGUACACAAGCUUUAUUAGGCCGACGUUUCGGCGGAGUUUCUUUCGGAAUUUUGCCGACGAAAUUUUUAAGGGGCUGA